UAAGCUUGGCUGCCGGAAGGAAGACUCCUUCAAGGAGCUAUUUUCUGCUUGUCAGUUUAUGCCGUGGAUUUCACAAUCCUGGUGAACUCUGUGUCCUGCAGAGGAGAUGCUUGUGACUCAGGACCUCAGUGGCUCUCAGUGUUACUUCAGUCCUCUCACUUUGAGGCUGGAAAGGUAGAGGGAGAGCUUUCCUCUGCCUGCCCGUGUGGGUGAGGAUGGAUGGGGUGGCUGCUCGCUUCCUGCCCUCUGGGAUGAGUUGGGAAAGUGAUGCUGUGAGCAUUGGAGAGGGCUGGAGGCUGGUGGCAAGUGUGCCAAGGGAGCUGGAGGCAAAAGCAUUGUGCCCUUGUAAGCAAGGUGCUUCCCUGCUGGUCCCAGCCAAGGGGCUGGAGAGGAGGAUGGAUCUGGAGAGCCUGGACCAGGGUGGGCGUCACGUGCAGGCCCUGGGGGAUGCUCUCUGCUCUGUGGAGACAAUAAGAUGAGGAGAAAUUCCCUGGGAUGAGCUUUAGGCAGAGAAAGGCCACCGCAAAGGGUGAUGCUCUGUGGUCAAGGAUGAGGCACAUCCAAUGAAGAGUGAUGGACUGACAUCUUCCAGGGCUGAGAAGCUCAGUAUUUUUAGUAUGACCAACAUCUUCAGAAUCUCCCCCACCUCUCCUCCUCUCCUUGGGAUGCAGAACCCCUGGCUAGUUUUGCAUAUGUCCUUGGCUGGUUUCUUAGAAGUUACCUGAGCCCUUUCCUUCCAGGGGAGGGUGAAGAGCAGCAUCCUCUUCAGCCUUCUUCCAGGGCAGAAUGAAGAGAAUUUCCUUUGAUGGGCUAGCUUGGAUUUUGCCUUCAGAAAAGCUGGCUCUGAGCCCGGGAGGUCUCCUGGGGGAGGCUGUGCUGGAAGCAAGCCCUUGGCCAGGGGCGCGGGGGGAAUAACUCUGCAGGAGCUCGUGCCUUGGCUUCUGAGAAAUCAGGAAGGCUGUGGAGGCAAACGCCCAUCCCAUCACGCGGAGGCAGAGGAAGUCCAGCACUGGAGAUGGGACAGCCCAAUUACCCAGAACCAGCUUUUCUGCCUCAGAACUCCCCCAGGGCUUGGUGGGAGCCGCAAGGGUGAGCAGGGAUGGGCAGUGUUUACCACAAACGCGUGGCAAGGAGCUGAACACCUGGCUUGGUGUGGGGCUCCUGGAGGUGCUCACCCUCUUCAAGAGGGAUGGCAUCGCCCUGCUCCCAUCCUGAUGCCUUGGGCAGCAGGAAAUCUCCUGGAAACUAUCCUAGGCUGCAGCAUUUUAAGGAGUGCAUCAAGUUCAUCCACGAGUGCCGGCUCGGUGGGGGAGGCUGCCUGGUCCAUUGCCUGGCUGGGGUCUCCCGCAGCACCACCAUCCUGGUGGCAUACCUCAUGACAGUGACUGAGCUGGGCUGGGAGAGCUGCCUGGCUGCCACCAGGGCCUCCAGGUCCUACGCCAGCCCCAACUGUGGCUUCCAGCAGCAGCUGCAGCAGUACGAGGCGACCUCGCUGCAGGAGUUCCGCUCCUGGAUCCACCGGGACUACGGCAGGAACCCCUUCAAGGACCAGGAGGAGCUGCAGUGCUUGCUGGCCCAGCAGAAGGAGCAGCAGCUGGGGAGCAGGGAUGGCUCCUGGCUCUGCUCCCCAGCUCCCACCUCCCCACUCCCCCACCAUGCAGGUGGCCAGGGCAGAAGCAGAUGGAUGAAGAGAUAAGCAGCUGGGCUUCUCAAAGGCAGACGCUGGCCCCAGGGCUUGGAAAACUCUGUGCUCCCUUUGCCAAGUGCCCGUGGGGUUUGUGUCCAGGGCAGCAGGCAGCCAGCAUCGGGCUCGGCCGUGGGCUCCGGGGUUGGAGCGAGGGGUCAGGACUGGCAGACCCUCCCCUUGGCUGCUGGCUCAGUGUGUACCUCCAGGCAAGCCAGUUAAUUGAUGACAGUGUCUUGCUCUGUCCUGUUCCCUCAUUCCCUGGUGGAUCACAGCCACUUUUCCAGCUCCCAGGCCAGCAGGAUGCCCUACCCUCCUUCCCUGAACCAGCACAGUAUCUGGGUGCUCCUCUGGCUGGGCACAGGGUUGCCAAACCAGACCUGGGAAAGCCAGGGUGGGAUGAGAUGGAGAGAGGCCACCUUGGAACCUGGAGGCUGCUCCAAGGAGAGAGGGAUGGCUUCUGGGGUGCAGGUGUGUUGCCAAGCCCGGCUGUCAUCCCAUGGGAUGGGGAGAGGGGCUGGAGGCUGAGCUGUUCAUGGGGUUGCAGAUGCCUCUUGCCAUGUUUGGACUUUCCUGGCCCAGCCUGUCCUUGGCAGAUGUCUGUCUGACAUUUUUGCUUCACCACCCUCCCAGGGAGGGGGGAAAUCCAGAGGUGCCAGAGGCUGCAGAUCCCCAACGCCUCCAUCUCCAGAGCUGGAGUGGUUUUGGGUUUCCCCUGCUGCCUGAUCUGAAUGUCCCCAGUUGCAAAAGAAGCCACUGGCUCGAUUGGACUCUGUCAACUGCAGACCAGUUUAACACUGUCCCUCUCCAGCAGCAUUUUUAAUAUGGAAAGACUGUGGCCUUGUCCCUUUUUUCACCCAAACUCACACGGUGUAUUCCCAAAGUGUGGGCUUCCUUUGCCAGGACUCCCCACAUCCAUCCUACAAGGGAUCCUACAAUCCAUCCCAACCCUCAGCUCAGCCCUUCUACAUUUAAACCUUCAACUCCCCCACCCCACCUUGGCCGUUGACUAUAAAUCCCUCACCUGCCUUCUGAAAAAGAUCUUUUCUGCAAUCCAUGCUGAGAAAGGAAGAAAAAAAGACCCUUAGAUUAUUUCUAGGAAUUCCCUUAAUGAAAACUUCUGGGUACUCCAAGUGUGACAGGGCUGGGGGUAACUUGCCCAGCUCCUAAGAAAGAGGAGAGUGAUUAAAACUGUAAGUGUGGCUGCUCUGGAUUUGCCAUGUUCCUGGACUCAAUGUUUAGCCAUAAUGUAUAGGAUUCUGGGGAAAAAAAAAAAUAUGUGGGCUUUUCCCUGUGUUUAGGCUGAGGAAAAGGUCCCUUGGGCUGUUAUUCCACAUGGAGGAAUGCUGUGGUUUGUGCCUGCAGUGUGGGAAAAGCAGGAAAAACAUCCCAAGGAAUUAAGGAGAUCAAGGCCCAUAAAUGCUGCUGCUGGAGGUGGAAAGAAGGGAAGCUGAGCAGACUGGGGGGAUAUUGGAUGUAAUGCCUCCCUCAGCAUUUUAGGAAGCAGAAAAAUGGAACUCCUGCACAGGAAAAAAAAAGAGAAGAAGGUUGGUUUCUGGUCUUAAUAGGAAGUCAUUGCAGAGAUGUGAUAAGCAGAGAUUAGAUUUGCAGAAGGUGUGAUAACCUCUGCAGAGUCCUGCACCAGCCUGGAUGCCCCUUCCCAACCAGCACUCAAACCUUCCCCAAGGAAUGCACCAAAGCAGGUGGCACCCCUGGAAAAAUCCCCCUGAUUUUGGGAAGCCCAAGGGAUGCUCCCCCUAAGCUUCAGCAUCGCCCACGGCAUCACAGCGGCAACCGCUGCCUAAAUAGCAUCUCCUAACCCAGAUUCCCCCCAAAUUUAAGUGGUGUCCCAGCUGAAUAUAUAUAUUUUUCCCCUCUGGCUUACACCCGUGGGACCUGGAGGGGAUUUAGGACACCUGGGCACUGGAAGGCAAAACCUGAGGAAGGUAAAUCUGGGCUGAUUUUUGCUGCUUUCUGCAUUCUGAAGAGCUCCGCAGGCUCUGCUGCCCCGCUCACCCCUGUUGGAAGCUGACUGUGGGGAAGGUGGCUCUGCUGAAGUGGGAAUCAGCUUCCCAGGGUGCUGCUCACACACAGGGAAAUAAUUCCCUAGAAAUUCCCAGCCCUGCUGCUUGCCCCAAGUGCUUUUCCCAUUUUCCCUUUCCAGCUGCUGGCAGGGCUGAGGAGCAUCUCGCUCCCUUCCAGCCCCCUGCUGCCAGCACUGUGGGUGGCUGAAAAAACCCCAUUUUAAAGUUG
Apus apus (common swift) is the source of this 3937-nucleotide messenger RNA. RefSeq names its product dual specificity protein phosphatase 22-A-like. The transcript has 4 exons. The record is from RefSeq and is a predicted model, not a curated record. The coding region runs from base 1190 to 1696 and encodes 168 amino acids. Lineage: Eukaryota; Metazoa; Chordata; Aves; Apodiformes; Apodidae. Gene Ontology annotation, cellular component: cytosol. Gene Ontology annotation, molecular function: protein tyrosine/serine/threonine phosphatase activity. Gene Ontology annotation, biological process: positive regulation of JNK cascade; protein dephosphorylation; regulation of cell population proliferation.